AUGGAGAAGGUCAGUAUACCUUGCGUUCAUAUCAGACCGUGGCCUUUUGAUAUUCUAUUGCUUACAAGUAUACCGCCAGAUUGGAACUCGAAUGAUGCAUUUUUCACUUUCACCCGUGGCCGCUUUGUGGUGGAUGAGACCGAGAAUCUUCGCAAACGAGAGAUCAGGUUCGACUUAAACCAGCUAGCACAGGUUGCCGCAGAUGCGGUUGGCGCUUCUUACUGCGUUUCUGUCAAGAAAUACCCAGAUGGCAUGUUCAACAAGGCCUUUGUCUUGACUAUGGACAAUGGUCGAGAAGUGGUAGCUAAAGUACCUAAUCCAAAUGCUGGUAUUCCGCAUUUUACAACGGCAAGCGAAGUUGCCACGAUGGACUUUGCAAGGAAAAUACUUGAUACACCAGCGCCUGUUGUCCAUGCAUGGAACUCGCAAGCUAAAUCUCACCCGGUUGGAGCCGAGUUUAUUAUAAUGGAUAAGAUGAAGGGUGUUCCUUUGUCUCAAGUCUGGGCUAAAAUGCAACUACCUCAGAAACUCCAGGUGUUACUGGCAGUAACACGCAUGCAGAAGCGAUGGCUGAGCGUGUCAUUCUCCCAUUAUGGGAGUUUGUACUACGCAAGCGAUCUCCAGACACCGGCUGGUAGCCAUUAUAUUAAGGAUGGAAAGGCCGUUAUGGACUCGGAAUUUGCUCUUGGGCCAGCUACAGGGCGAGAGUGGGUUGAUGCGGGCCGAGCAAGUCUGGAUAUCGAUCGAGGUCCAUGGACUUCAUUGACACAGUAUUUACGGGCAGUUGCGGAUCGAGAACGAACAGCUAUUAGGUUAUUAAAACCUCCAAAGCAGAUUGCCUUAUUUUGUGGUCCAAGGCUCUACCAACCAAAUCCGGAAACAAAGCUCACUGCCUUGUCGCACUACCAGCAAAUCAUCGACGCUCUUGCGCCGAGUGAUGGUACUAUCAAGUCACCGUACCUCUGGCAUGAUGAUUUGCAUGACGACAAUAUUUUUGUUGACCCUUCCAACCCGGAAGAAAUCACAGGAAUUAUCGAUUGGCAGUCGUGCCAUAUCUCACCUCUCUAUAACCAUAAUCCUGACCCAGCCUUUCUCAGCUGGGAUGGCCUUGAACCGGAGACACUCGAUUUACUUCCACGGCCAAAACUCUCCGGGCUUUCUCCUGAAGAACGUGCCGCGGCUCUGCACGAAUAUUCCUACCAUAACAUAUUCAUUGGGUGGAGGAAACUCAUGCAAGCCAAAAAUCCGGAACUUUACGCAGCGGUUGAGUUUCGAAAGACAGCACCAUACGGAUUAAUAUUCCUUGCCCAUAGGAUGUUUGAAUAUGGCGAGGCGCACUUCGAGUCACUUCUAGCUGAUCUAAAGGAUACUUGGCCCGACUUGCCUGCCGUACCUGGCAACAAGCCGUUCCCAUUUGACUUCUCUAAAGAAGAGUACGAGCGAAUCAAGACCAGUUCUGACAACGCAGUGGCAGCUACCGACCUUGUCACGGAGGUGAAGGAGCAGCUUGGGGAUUUAUGGCCAGAUAAAGGAUUUAUUGAGCAUGAUCGGUUUGAUGAGUGCAAAUCUGCUCUUGAAGACGUCAGGCUCCAAAUCUUGGAACAGCUGGCCCAAAGCGAAGAAGAAAGAGCUGAGUUUGAUCGUCAUUGGCCGUUUAAAUGA
Trichophyton benhamiae CBS 112371 is the source of this 1662-nucleotide messenger RNA. RefSeq lists its product as uncharacterized. NCBI's taxonomy places the organism in Eukaryota, Fungi, Ascomycota, Eurotiomycetes, Onygenales, Arthrodermataceae. The transcript is spliced from 3 exons. Bases 1 to 1662 code for a protein of 553 amino acids. The record is from RefSeq and is a predicted model, not a curated record. Gene Ontology annotation, cellular component: mitochondrion.